Linum tenue is the source of this 1137-nucleotide messenger RNA. The record is from the annotation of a GenBank genome assembly. NCBI's taxonomy places the organism in Eukaryota, Viridiplantae, Streptophyta, Magnoliopsida, Malpighiales, Linaceae.
UUCGCUUUCCCGCGGCGAACGUCAAUUCUCUCCGUUCAAGCAGAAAUCAGGUACGAUCGGUUUCUAGGGUUUCUAAGUUCUCUCGAUCUUCCGAUCAUUGAAGUUAGAUAGCUUACUGUAUCGGCGUUCGCUUUCCUUCAAUCGGUAGGAAGUCUCCUGAAUUGCUUAAACCACCAUCCAGAUGUUCAAAAACACAUUUCAAUCUGGAUUCCUCUCCAUCCUCUACAGUCUCGGGAGCAAACCUCUGCAGAUAUGGGAUAAAGAAGUUUCAAAUGGGCAUGUGAAACGGCCUCAUGAUGAAGACAUACAGUCCAAUGUACUGGAAAUCCUCGGUUCGAAAAUCCAGUCCACUUACAUUACAUGCCCAGCUGACCCUAACGCGACGCUCGGUAUAAAACUGCCUUUCUUGGUCAUGCUUGUCAAGAACAUGAAGAAGUACUUCACGUUUGAGAUUCAAGUGCUUGAUGAUAAGAAUGUCAGGAGACGUUUCCGUGCUUCUAACUUUCAAGCUGUUACUCGGGUGAAGCCAUACAUUUGCACCAUGCCGCUGAAACUCGAUGAAGGGUGGAAUCAAAUACAGUUGAAUCUGGCUGAUUUUACUAAGAGGGCUUAUGGGACGAACUACGUCGAGACUUUACGAGUUCAGGUGCAUGCAAACUGUCGCUUAAGGAGGAUCUAUUUCGCCGAUCGACUCUACUCAGAAGAGGAACUCCCACCUGAAUUUAAACUCUACCUUCCGACGCAGCAGGUAUAAUCGACUUAUUUUCACCUGGGAAAUUGGUUAUGCCUUCCCUGCCUUGUUAAUCACGGGUUAUCAUUCUGCAAUUGCUCGUUCUAUUUGCAGAAAGCAUGAGGAUAUUUCUGGGACUUUGCUGGCGGAUGUUGUCACUUGUCAAUUCAACCAGUUCACUGGUUUUCUCCAAGCUUUUAAAGUUUAUUGCUGUGGGUUUUGCAAUUGUACUCGUUAGAUAUAAGGGUCACUUGUAUUCUUCUACAAGUAUAUGAAUUGUGAGUUUGUGACUGUUGAAUCAGGUCAAACAGUUGGUGCCUAAACAGUGAGUUACAACUCUCCUAGGGGUCGUUUGUUAGUCGUGUACUUAUACCCUGGCAAUGAAAUACAUGGUUUCUCCAGCCGUA